This is a messenger RNA of Jatropha curcas, 888 nucleotides long. The record is from RefSeq and is a predicted model, not a curated record. NCBI's taxonomy places the organism in Eukaryota, Viridiplantae, Streptophyta, Magnoliopsida, Malpighiales, Euphorbiaceae.
AUGAAAAAUUGCUCUUGGUGCUGCAAAGGGGCUUUGCAUUUCUUCGAUAGUGCUGAUGUGAGAUGUCAUCAUCGGGACUUUAGUAAGACUUCUCAUAAUACUGCCUUAUUCAAACUACACGCAAAGCUUUUCUGGUUUUUUGCUUUAGCUAGGGAUGGGCCAACUGAUGAUAAGAGUUACGUCAGUACUAGGGUCAUGGGAACUCAAGAUUUGCUGCACCAAGAGUAUCUGGCCACAGGUUAUAGUGGUAGAGGACAUAGUCGGCCUGUAUCAAAACUCUCAACCGUAUUAGCCAAAAAUUUGCCACCAUUCUCACUUAUCAAGUUUCUAGUUUUGCCCAACAUUGUGGUAUCAGAGCCUAGUUUGAUUCUUGACUGGGCUAGUCCACUCAUACCCAUCUUCAAUGGAGAGAAGUAUGAGUUUUGGAGCAUCAAAAUGAAGGCACUCUUUAAUUCCCAAGAUGUAUGGGAAUUAGUUGAAAGAGCGGCAAGCACUUCCAAAGAGGCAUGGGAGAUACUGCAGAAAGAAUGUCAAGGCACAAACAAAUCUAUCAAGGUCAAACUUCAAUCACUACGCCGUGAAUUUGAGAAUCUGACAAUGCAGAAUAAUGAGACAAUACAAGUCUUUUUGUCCAGAGUAGCCACGGUAGUGAAUACAAGUCUUUUUGUCCAGAGUAGCCACGGUAGUGAAUCAUUUGAGGCAUAUGGUGAAAAAUAUAAUGAUCAAGUUGUGGUUGAGAAAGUUCUAAGGAGUUUAACUCCUAGAUUUGAUCAUGUAGCUGUUGCUAUAGAAGAAUCCAAAGACUUGUCUAUUUUAUCUUUUGAUGACCUAAAAGGGUCAUUGAAAUCUCAUGAAGCCAGAAUGAAUAGCAAAUGGAUUGAGAAAUAA